This is a messenger RNA of Paralichthys olivaceus (Japanese flounder), 3703 nucleotides long. NCBI's taxonomy places the organism in Eukaryota, Metazoa, Chordata, Actinopteri, Pleuronectiformes, Paralichthyidae. The record is from RefSeq and is a predicted model, not a curated record.
AAACGCCACUUUCAGACUGGUAACAGUUUGACAUGUGUUCAGAGUGAGGACAGAGGCCCGGUCUCAUGUUUCUUUUCACAGGCGGAAUCAAGAUGUUGUAAAUCUGACACUGUGUUUUAAACAGUGUUGCUCUUUUGUAAUCUGCAGAUUCGACAAUAGUAUCAGAUGUAGAGCGGAUGUGGUCCGGUCCCCGUGACCGUUCGUAUCUGCGACUAAGUUUAGCAGGAGGAGCUGGUGGAGACAUCACCACCGACUAAUGAUGUGUUGAUCCUUACUUUCCUGUUAACUUCCGACCAGAUAACCACAGUUAACAGUUUCCGUUCAUCUUCUACGUGUAUAUACAUUCAGCGAUCAUCAGACAUAAUGAAACUGUUAGCUAGCUAGCUCCCGUCGUGCAUUGAUUUAUCCUGUGGGUGGCAGCAGCGCGCCUACGAGAGCUGCCUCCGCUGUAUUUUCUGAGGGUGAAGAAGAAAAGCAGACACGGUAUUGUACGGAUUAACCAAUCGUUGUGCUUCCUGCUUCUGGCUCGUCCAAUCAGAUGCCUGGUGGGCGGGACAUCCCCCUGCAUAGUGAUCAACUCUAAAAUUGAAUCGUUGUGUUGUGAGUCGUGGAUCUGAUGAUCCGAUCCCUGUUUGUGGAAACGUAUCGCGCUCAGGUGCAGUGAGUGAAAGUUGUGUGUCUGUGUUUAAAAAGAGAAACCUCACCAGAGUCCACACGUGCUCGUUAACGAAGCUUCCAGAGUCCACAGAUGACAGUACUCAGCUAACUCGGCUAAGCUAACCACCUAGCCCAAGCAUCAUGCCCAAUUUUUGCGCGGCCCCGAACUGCACACGGAAGAGCACACAGUCCGAUUUGGCUUUUUUUCGGUUUCCCCGGGACCCGGAGAGAUGUCGAAUCUGGGUAGAGAACUGCCGCAGAGCAGAUCUCGAGGCGAAAACUUCGGACCAGCUGAACAAGCACUAUAGAUUAUGCGCCAAACACUUCGAUCCAGCCAUGGUUUGCAAAACUAGCCCCUAUAGGACUGUACUGAAGGAUACAGCCAUUCCAACAAUAUUUGAUCUGACGAGCCAUCUCAAAAAUCCUCACACCAGACAUCGCAAACGGAUUAAAGAGCUUACUGAAGAAGAUAUAAGAAAGAUUAAAGAAAGGAGACUGGCGUCCUCCAUUGAGCAGCUUGUGUCCAAACAAGAUGCAGCAGUUGAGGACAGCUCGAGCACCAACGAGGAAGAACCUCAGCUGUCCACAGAGGAGAAGGAGUUCCGUGAAUACCUGAGAUCCUUGUUUGAGGUCGUGGUCAUGUUGGCAAAACAGAGCAUCCCGUUAGUGGCGGACCAAGCAAAAGAACCUGAGCGCAAGUCCAACAACCUCCAGGCCCUGCUCGAUUACCGCAUGAAUGCAGGAGAUGAAGCUUUGAAGAGGCGCUUUGAGGCGACAGCUGUGAACACAGACUACCUCUCUGUGACCCAGCAGAGUCAGCUGCUGGAUGUGUGUGAGAACACGGUGAGGGAGGAGAUGCUGAUGGAAGUGAGAGAGAGUCGCUUCUUCUCCAUCGUAACGGGCGACCUCGUAGAGUUCUCCAACGAGAGGCACCUUCCUCUGUUUUUACGCUUCGUGAAUCAGCAGAACGUUCUCCGGGAGGAGUUUUUAGACUUUGUGCUGUUCGAUGGAGAUGAGGCCUCGCUGGUGGAGCGACUGGAGGCCCAGCUGACUGAUCGGUGGGGGCUCAGCAUGGAGGACUGCCGUGGUCAGGCCCACAAGGCCACUGGGAGUUCCACCACCAAGAUGAAAGCUGUGGCAGUGUUACUGAUGGAGAAGUAUCCCCUGCUUCUGAGCAUGCCGUGCUCCCACAUGGCACUGAACGUCCACCUGGCCAGCAGUCUGCCUUUUCCAAAUGUGCAGGUUGUCAUGGAGAUUCUGAGGAGGGUGGAUGCUUUCUUCAAAACGCCGCUCACCCAGGAGGAGCUGGAUAUCGCUGUCUCCUCUCACUACCAGAAGAAUGAAGACAAGGUCACUGCAGUGAAACAGGCUUGUGGAUCAGGAUGGAUGCAGCAACACAGUGCUUUUGACGUAUUCCUGGAUUUGUUGCCGCCCCUACUGCUGUGCAUGGAAAACAUUCGGGACAAUGACGAUGGAAAGUUUGCCGGCAGCGUCACAGCAGAUGCAUAUUCAAUCACAGAAAUUCUGUUCGACUUUGAGAUCAUUGUCACCGUCGUCAUCCUAAAGAAUGUUCUCACGUUCACCAGAGCUUUUGGGAGGAAUCUCCAAGGAGAAACACUGGAUGUGUUCUUUGCUGCCAACAGUCUAACUGCUGUGCUGCAUUCACUAAACGAGGUCAAUGAUAACAUUGAUGUCUACCAUGAAUUCUGGUAUGAGGAGGCCGUGAGCGUGGCCAACGUAAUGGAGAUUCCUGUGAAGGUCCCGAGGCUUUUCCUCCGGAAACAGCGCAUAGCUGACAUGGAUGAAAUCCAAACAGAGUCGUAUUUUAAGGAGUAUGUGACUGUCCCUGUCAUCCGUGGCAUCAUGCAGGAAGUGGAGGACAUGUUCUCCGACACCAACCUCAAAGCUCUCAAGUGCCUGUCACUGGUCCCUGCUGUCAUGGGCCAGAUGAAGUUCAACACCACAGAGGAGAACUACGCAGAUGUUUACCGCAACGACCUCCCCAACCCAGACACGCUUCCGGCAGAGCUGCACUGCUGGAGGAUCAAGUGGAAGCACAGGGGCAAAGAGGUGCGCCUGCCCACCACCAUCCACGAGACCCUGCAGCUUCCAGACAUCAAGUUCUUUCCCAACGUGAACUCCUUCCUCAAGGUGCUCUCCACCUUACCUGUGCUGAAACUGGAAGAAAACAAAAGCGACACAGCGAGCGAGCGGCUGCAGGCGUAUCUUGCCAGCAUGCCCGCCAAGCAGUGGAACAAAAGCCUCGCAAUGCUCAACAUCAACACUCAUGUCAAACACGACCUGGACGUCAUGGUAGACAAGUACUGCAGACUCUAUCCAGAGGAUGACCCUGAAGCUGAGGAAGCGGCGCCCGAGGAAGAUUCUGUGACGAAAUCGUAAUGACCUUAAAACAAACCUUUGCUCUUAUUGUAUGUGGUGAAACAUUAGUGUGUUGAGAUGCAUCCUAGCCUUAUCUUGUAAAUUUGUCAGGAAGAGAACAUUAAAAUAUUUUCUAAGUCAGAUACACCACAAAAAAUGAUCUGUAAAUAUCAAAUAUUUGCAUCUGUGUUGGGCUGUUAGACUUUAGUAAUAAUGAAUCUUCAUGAAUAAUAUUUUGUAGCUCAUUCACACGAAGCUUUUCUUUAUUGUGUGUUUUUUUAAAUCCAACCACAUGAUGAACACAAGCAGCCCUGUUGAUCUAUAGGACAAGGUUGGUUUUUUUCAAGUGACUGUGAGGCAGGAGGAGCACAAGAGGGAGCAGUUACACCAAUAUCAGCUGAAUGAAGCCAGCCGGAAGCCAUUCUUCCCUCUAUACACAGUGUGAUGUGUUUUUGAUAGUUAUAUAGCCCAGGAUGUUGAUGUGUUCUCAUUGAAACCGUUCAAACAUCUCCUGAUAUGUUGUAAAGUUACACGUUUCUCUUGUGGUGUAUUAAAAAGUCUGGAUUUAGCUGGUUCAUGUUUUAAAUGUUUGUGGUGAUGUAGUUUGUUUUCCUGUGUCUUAAAAUAUUCACAAACAGGCCUAGUUUCAGUUUGUUUGAAUUAAAAA